CCAGAAGAGUUAAUACAAUACAGGUUACCACGCGGUUACAUACCAGAUACAGAUCAAAUUAGCAGAAUCGUAGCCCAGGAUCAGUUUAUUAUUGAUCUGAUCACCACUUCGCUUCUGAGAGUUCCUUCAGGCACUUAUAAGGCUGGCGACAAUAUGUUUAUCGAUGGCACAGAGUAUGAAGCUCUUUAUAUACCUCAUUCAUCAGAUCUUGUAGACUUACCUCCUGUAGUAGCAGAAAUACAACACACAGUGACACGCGAGUUUAUGUGUCGAGCCAUCCAGUACUGCCUGAAUGUGUAUAAGCGUUUCCACAUUUUAUCAAUUUUAUUCCUCGUCUGUACCUCGAAAACAAAGCCCAAAACUCUGAGAGACCUCUUCAAACCUGUCCAAAACAAGUCUAACCUCUUAGAAACACCUUGCUGCCACUUCGCAACUAGUUGCUUCAUGCUGACCAAACAGAGUAUCGAUCCUUUUAUUGACAAUCACGAUGCCAAGAAUUGGAUCUUUGAGAAUGAUAAAGUCGAAGCGUUACAAACGAUUUGUCAAGCAACACAAAAUCAAUUUGAGAAAAUAAUGACGACCGUUUUCGACAACCCCAGCCGAGCGCAUCAAUACGCAGAAGCAGGACGGCACUAUAGCGCAAGUCUUGAAGUACGACGCAAUGAAGCAAGAAUUAAACAAUACACCUCCAGAAGCAACAACACCAAUGGAGCUUCCUAAAGACUUUGACGGCGCUUCUAGUUCUAUAAAUUCCAAAUACAAAGAUUUGAUUGCAUUCAUCGAUGCUUGGGAGCAGAAUAACAAAGGUCGAAUGAAUUGGUCUGCCUGUUGGGAAGAUGGAAAGAAAAAAGGUCUGUUCAAUGAGUACUCAAACACCCAUAGCUUGAAGAAUAUAUACCACAGAGCAAAAAAUGAUACCUAAUCACCAUUAGCACCGUUUAUAUGAC
Messenger RNA from Gilbertella persicaria, 947 nucleotides. RefSeq lists its product as uncharacterized. NCBI's taxonomy places the organism in Eukaryota, Fungi, Mucoromycota, Mucoromycetes, Mucorales, Choanephoraceae. The annotation marks the transcript as partial. The transcript has 2 exons. The record is from RefSeq and is a predicted model, not a curated record.